This is a messenger RNA of Diospyros lotus (date-plum), 3488 nucleotides long. Its product is annotated as probable RNA-dependent RNA polymerase 5. Bases 179 to 3181 code for a protein of 1000 amino acids. The record is from RefSeq and is a predicted model, not a curated record. Lineage: Eukaryota; Viridiplantae; Streptophyta; Magnoliopsida; Ericales; Ebenaceae. Gene Ontology annotation, biological process: siRNA processing. Gene Ontology annotation, molecular function: RNA-directed RNA polymerase activity. The transcript is spliced from 19 exons. Gene Ontology annotation, cellular component: nuclear RNA-directed RNA polymerase complex.
GGGGUUCGCUGAACCCAGACGUUGGUUUGGUGAGCCCCUUCUUUGUCUUCAUCUCCUUUCUUUUUCUUCCGUGAGCGGGAAAUUUCGAGAAAACCCAGUUACUUCUUCGCCGGAAAAUUCUAUAGAACUAGAUAGAUCUCGGCAACUCGACUUCGUAUAUCCACCGGAAGAACUAGCCAUGGAGGACGCCUCCUGGGAAGCCCCCCUCCCUGCCGCCGUUGAAUCCAUGCUCCGGCAAAUAUGCGAGCAGCAGCGCCUUCCGAUGCCGGACGCUCAUAUCCGUAGAAUACUCGCCGAACUCGGCGAAGAAAGAUCACUUUCUAUCCUCCGGAAGAUAUCAACCCAGAAGAUUUACAAGAGCCUGAGUGGUUUCAUAAUGCACUUGGCCAGGGAAGAAGAUAGAGCUCCUACUGAACAGAGCGUUAUUCAAUCUCCUCCGGUUUGGAAUUCCAACUGUCACCGAAGCCCCGUGAAAUCACCUAAUGGGUUUAGUUCUUGUUCACGAAUUCCGAAAGGUCCGAUGCAUUCACCUUAUUCCAGUUCAGACACGGCAAACACUCCGAAUCUUAGUUUCCAGACAUUGGCACUCAGUGAAUUAGAGUUCAGAAAAGCAUUCUUGUUACUAAGUUACUUUGGGAGGAACAAGCUUGAGAAUCACGUGUCGGCCAAUGACAUCCUGAGUUUGAAAGACCUCCCCAUGUUCACAUUUGAGUCAAAAGUCUGGGAUGCGUAUGGUCGCAAGUUUUGUGAAGAAGCAGACCGUAGGAAGUAUCUGGACUGGGAUUCUGGAAGGACACACAUAUAUCACUGUCAUGUUUAUCAUGAUGGAAGUUAUGGUUUUAAGGGACCUUAUUUAGGCACCUCACGAACUUUCCUACAAAGGGCAUUAGGGGACGACAAUGUAUUGAUUGUCAAGUUUGCCGAAGAUGCUACUAGAGACUGUACUAGUAGCAUGACUGAUUCUAGUGGUUAUGAUGCUGCAUUAAACAAGGUUGCUGAAGAAGGCAUUCUUGUUGGUUUGAGGCAUUAUCAAUUUUUUGUUUUUAAAGAUGGAGGUAAAGAGGAGAAGAAAAAAAACCCAACUUCGUCACCUGUAAAAUGCUACUUUGUAAGGAUGGAGUCUUUUGCCCCUUGUGAUGAGAGAGUGCCAUACAUUUUGCAUAAGAAGACAGUUCAUGAAGCGAGGUGUCUUUUCAUGCAUGUGCACAUGGUUUCCUCCCUCGCAAAAUAUAUGGCUAGGCUGUCUCUAAUUUUAUCCAAGACAAUAAAGCUUCAAGUGAAUCUUUCUACUGUCCACAUUGAAAGGAUUGAAGAUAUCUUUUGUUAUGAUGAAAAUGGGAUGAUUGUUUGCAAUGAAGAGGGAGAACCUCUGAUACAUACAGAUGGGACAGGCUUUAUUUCAGAAGAUCUGGCCUUAAAGAUUCCUAAGGAUUUCUCAAGAGAGAAAUAUACUGAUGAAGUGAAUUUUGAGGGAUUUCUUGAUCAUCUCAAUUGUGCUGAGGAAUCAUCAGAACUGAGAGGGUCAGAAGUUUACACAAGAGAUCCGCCUUUGCUUAUGCAAGUCCGACUGUUCUACAAUGGAUGCGCUGUGAAGGGGACCCUUCUUCUCAACAGAAAGCUUCCAGAAAGAACAAUUUUGGUUAGGCCCUCAAUGAUAAAGGUUAAUCCAGACUCCAGCCUUUCCACUGCAGAAACAUUUAACUCGCUGGAGAUAGUUCGGAUUAGCCACAAACCAAGGAAAGCAUAUCUGUCAAAGACCUUGAUUGCACUCCUUAGCUAUGGAGGGGUCCCUAAAGAAUACUUUUUGGGUGUAUUGGAAAACGCUUUGAAUGAUGCUCGAAGUGUUUUCUCCAAUAAGCGUGCCGCAUUAAGAGUUGCACUGAACCAUGGAGAAAUAGAUAAUGAGUUUUCUGUGGCAAGGAUGAUUUUAUCUGGAAUUCCUCUGAAUGAACCAAGCUUGCAACAUCAGUUAUCCACGUUGGCAAACGGUGAAAAAAAGGGUCUUAAAACAGGAAGACUUCCUAUCAGUGAAAGUUUUUACUUGAUGGGCACAGCUGAUCCUACAGGAGUGUUGAAUGCUGACGAAGUUUGUGUUAUUCUAGGUAAUGGUCAAAUUUCAGGGAAGGUAUUAGUAUACAGGAACCCUGGUCUUCAUUUUGGAGACGUUCAUGUUUUGAAUGCGGUCUAUAUAAGGGACUUGGAAGCUUUUAUUGGAAAUGCUAAAUAUGCUAUAUUCUUCUCGACCAAGGGCCAGAGAUCAGCAGCAACCGAAAUUGCUAAUGGUGAUUUUGAUGGGGAUACUUACUGGGUCUCCAGGAAUCCUGAGCUGCUGAAUUGUUUCAAAGCAAGUAAACCUUGGAGACGUAUAUAUUCAACACCAAGUGCAUCUAGUAGAAGGCCUAGUGAGCUUUCACUUGAGGACUUAGAACGUGAGCUCUUUCAGAUGUUCAAAAGAGCAAGAUUUCAGCAAAGCAAGAAUAUGGCUGUUGCUGCUGAUAGUUGGCUGGCCUUUAUGGAUCGGCUUCUUGUGUUGGGGGUUGGUGGAUCUGAUGAGAGGGAACGAAUGAAAGAAUCAAUGCAAAAAUUGAUUGAUAUAUAUUAUGACGCUUUAGAUGCUCCAAAAAGUGGCAAAAAGGUUGUAGUCCCAGAAGAAUUAAAGGCAGCGAAGUAUCCGCAUUAUAUGGAACGGGGCAACCAGUAUCGCUCUACAUCUGUUUUAGGACUUAUUUAUGAUGCAGUAAAGUUAUUUGAAUCUGAAGAUGUCAUGGCAGAAGACGAAGAAAUCUGGAUGUUGCCUUGUUUCGAGGUUGAAAUUCCACUAGCCUCCGAGAACUUGUGGGCGAAGAGGUACUGUGGCUACAGGCAUGAAAUGGCUGAUGCAUUGAAGUCAAACGCCGAAACAAAGAAUGACGCAGCAGACGCCGUCAUCAAGAAAUAUAAACAGCUGCUAUAUGAUGCUCCGGGGUUUGAAGAAAGUCCAAGAAAGACCCAGGACAUAUACCAUGAGGCCCUUGCUAUAUACCGAGUAACUUAUGAGCAUGCAAGGAGAUGCCGAAAUGUCAGAUACUGUGGUUUUGCAUGGAGAAUCGCAGGCCAGGCUCUCUGCAAGCUGUAUGCCACGAAGCAGAGCGAGAGGGCGAUCGUUUGUUCGCCGUCAGUUCUGCGCGAGGUGUUCAACUGAAGAACUGUACUCUGCCUACAUGCAUCAUGUAAUCCGAUUAUUAUACAAUCGGAUUGUCAUCCGUAGAUAUGGAAGUUCUAAUGUAUAUAUAUGCUCCUGUUCUAAGCAAGUUAGUUGUCCGAUAUUUUGUCGCAUUGAUGCCAGUCGCAGGCAGUUGUUUAACGAAAGAUUCAAGCCAAAGUGAGUUAAUCUUUUUCCAUGUAAUUGUACUCUUUUAGUGGGCCUUUUUGGUACAAGUCCCAAAUCUGAAUUGUUGAGAUUACCAUAAUGACCUUGAUGAAAUGAUAUUUCAAGAGCAUCGUCGUAA